AUGCGCCAUUAAUGCAUACAAAUACCCUUUAAAGUAAAUUUACUUAACAAAUAUUUCAUCAGUGGAAAUCAUCUCUCCUAAUUGGGAGAAUUAUCAGGGUAUUAUUGUGUGAAGGACAUCCACUAAAGAAUGCUUCAGCAUCCAAUUGGUUAGAGAAUACUUAAUGAUAAGCCUAGAGUUACACCACAAACAUUUAAAAUAGAAGAAUUAUUGAAAUUAGAUGAAAAUACAUUUGGACAUCAAUAUGGAAAAUUUAUGAAGGACAGAGAUUUUUCUAGUGGGGAAAGACCAAUAGUAAAAUACAUUCCAGAUUUAGAAUUGGCAUAUGUCUAUCAAAGAUAUAAAGAAAUUCAUGAUUUUAUACAUGUCUUACUCAUGUAUGAUGUGAGUGUCUAUGAUGAAAUUGUUGUGAAAUGGUUUGAAAUGGCUUAACUUGGAUUGCCAUCAGCAACUUUAAGUGCAUUUGUAGGAUCAUUCAAAUUAAAUUGUUAAGAAAAACAAAAAUUAAUGGAGACUUUGCCAUAAAUUUUGAAAAGAGCUCACAAAAGCGAAUUCAUUAUGAAUGUUUAUUUUGAAGAACACAUAAACACAGAUAUUACAUAACUUAGAAAAUCCUUGAGAUUAUUAUGAUGAUGAUAACUUAAAAAUUCCAAUUUU
Molecule: messenger RNA, 657 nt
Organism: Paramecium tetraurelia
Lineage: Eukaryota; Ciliophora; Oligohymenophorea; Peniculida; Parameciidae
Exons: 3
Biological process (GO): ubiquinone biosynthetic process
Cellular component (GO): mitochondrial inner membrane
Source: RefSeq, a predicted model, not a curated record